This is a messenger RNA of Andrographis paniculata, 3465 nucleotides long. RefSeq lists its product as uncharacterized. Gene Ontology annotation, molecular function: ATP binding; protein kinase activity. The coding region runs from base 417 to 2810 and encodes 797 amino acids. The record is from RefSeq and is a predicted model, not a curated record. Gene Ontology annotation, biological process: protein phosphorylation; regulation of DNA-templated transcription. The transcript is spliced from 13 exons. Lineage: Eukaryota; Viridiplantae; Streptophyta; Magnoliopsida; Lamiales; Acanthaceae.
CCCAGCUGGAUUGUUUGUGAUCUUUGUCUUUGUCAUAGAUGAAAUCAAGAUCAUCCAUCCAUCCAAAUUUCAAUGGCCCAAAAUAUUUCUCUCUCUCUCUCUCUCUCUCUCUCUCUCUCUCUCAGUUUGUUUUCUGAUUGACUCCUCCGCCUCCUUGUUGUUUGGCGUGCCUUCUUUCUUGGAUUGCUGCUGCUGCUGCUGCUGCUGAUUGGUGAUUGUCGAUUGUCGAUUCAGUCCAGCUGAGGGAGGGAGGGAGGGAGCAAGGAAAGGAAAGGAAAGGAAGGAGGGCACCGCCAAGCCAAGCCAAGCCAAGCCAAGCAAAGUCUUCUUCUUGCUAUUUUUGCACAGUUUCGUUAUUCGUUGGUUGUCAGUUACACAAGGAAGGGUUUCUAGAAAUUUCCUUCCCCUUUCCCUAUAUGGAGUCGGAGAAGAAGAAGAAGAAUAAUAAUACUGCUACUACUAAUAAUAGUCAUCACAAUAAUACCGGGGGCGGGGGAUCAGACCCCCAACCCUCCUCCGCCUCCCCGCCGCCCACCGAGGAGCUGCUCAAGAAGAUCCACGACCUUGAGCUGGGGCACGCCCACUUGAAGCAAGAGAUGUCUAAGCUCAUCACUCUAUCCGCUACCGAAAUUAUGGCUGCUGAUCGUCAACGCAGGCAGAGGUCUCAAUCAAUUUCCCCCCAGAGGGCUCCCCGGCGGAGGGCCGCUGCCGCCGGAGAUGGCAGCUCUCUCGCCUCCUGGAGAAUGGGCUCCGCUUCAUUCCGGCAUUCGUCUCCGUUGCAGAGGGAGAGUCGCAACAGGGAUGCAUGUAGCGGCGGCGGCGGCGGGGGCCCUGCGGCGGUGAAUCUCACGGACAAGCAGUAUUUGAAUAUACUGCAGUCAAUGGGGCAGGCAGUGCAUAUAUUCGAUCUGAAUUGUCGGAUAUUUUACUGGAAUAGAAGCGCCGAGCAUCUUUAUGGGUAUUCUGCUGCAGAGGCUCUGGAACGUGAUGCGAUCCAGCUGCUAAUUGAUUCGCAGGACUAUAGUGUGGCUAAUAACAUCAUACAUCGUGUGAUCAUGGGGGAGAGUUGGACUGGGCAAAUUCCGGUUAAAAAUAAGAAUGGGGAGAAGUUUUUAGCCGUUGCAACCAACACCCCUUUCUACGAUGAUGAUGGCACUUUGGUUGGAAUUAUAUGCGUGUCAAGUGAUUCCAGGCCUUUUCUCGGCGAAAAAGCUCUAGUGCCCGAGCCGGACAAUGAUCCACGUCCUAGCAGGCCAAGAAGCAUUGCUAACGCCAAACUAGGACUUGAUCCUCAGCAACCUCUGCAAGUAGCUAUUGCCUCCAAAAUAUCGAAUUUGGCUUCAAAAGUGAGCAAUAAAGUCAAGUCAAAAAUGAGGCACGGAGAUAACCUCUCCGAUCGCGAGGGCGGAAGUGGGGAUAGUCACCAUUCUGAUCAUGGAUUUUCGGAUGCUGCCAUGUCUGAUAACAGGGAGGAUGCUGCCUCAAGUGGAGCUAGUACUCCAAGAGGAGAUGCCCAACCUCCUCCCUGUGGGGUGUUCUCUCCUGCUAACCAGGACGAUGGUUCACCCCGAAAACUAUCCAGAGAUUCUGGUGAUGAGAGUGAAGGAAAAGCUGGUAUUUCUAGGAUCCUUACCUCGAGGGCGGAGGCUUGGAUUAGUAAGAAAGGUUUGUCAUGGCCAUGGAAAGGAAGCGAAUGUGACUUAGCAGAGCCAAAGUCUUCCCGAUUUGGCUGGCCAUGGUUAUAUAAUGACCAAGAAAAUGAGUUUGUUCAGCGAAAGAGUGCCACAGGAAAGACAGAGUAUCAAGUUUCUGAAGCCAAUCGAACAUCUAAUAAUGAUGCACCAGGUUCUUGGUCCUCUUCAGUCAAUGUCAACAGCACUAGCAGUGCCAGCAGUUGUGGAAGUACUAGCAGUAGUGCUGUAAAUAAAGUUGAUAUGGACACUGACUGCUUGGAUUACGAAAUCUUGUGGGAGGACUUGACUAUUGGGGAACAAAUUGGGCAAGGUUCUUGUGGAACUGUAUAUCAUGCUCUGUGGUAUGGAUCAGAUGUUGCCGUCAAGGUAUUUUCCAAACAAGAUUAUUCUGAUGAUGUCAUAUUUGCCUUCCGACAGGAGGUGUCACUUAUGAAAAGACUUCGUCAUCCGAAUAUUCUUCUGUUCAUGGGUGCAGUUACUUCUCCCCAACGCCUUUGUAUUGUUACAGAGUUUCUUCCACGUGGGAGUCUGUUCCGGCUGUUGCAGAGGAAUACAGCAAAAUUAGAUUGGAGACGCCGUAUUCACAUGGCUCUGGAUGUUGCACGGGGAAUGAAUUACCUUCAUCAUUGCAACCCGCCUAUAGUUCAUCGUGAUUUGAAAUCUUCUAAUCUUCUUGUUGACAAGAACUGGACUGUCAAGGUUGGUGACUUUGGUCUGUCACGUCUUAAACGUGAAACAUAUUUGACGACAAAGACAGGCAAAGGAACGCCUCAGUGGAUGGCGCCAGAAGUUCUUCGUAAUGAACCUUCUGACGAGAAGGCUGAUAUAUAUAGCUUCGGAGUGAUACUAUGGGAGCUUGUUACUCAUAAGAUUCCUUGGGACAACCUUAAUUCAAUGCAGGUGAUCGGCGCGGUGGGCUUCAUGAACCAGCGGCUGGAGAUACCGGAUGGUGUUGAUCCGCAGUGGGUGUCUAUCAUAGAGUGUUGCUGGCAUAGCGAACCACAAUGUCGUCCUUCGUUCCAAGAAAUAGUGGAGAAGCUAAAAGAUAUGCAGAGACAGUGUGCAGUUCAAUAUCAUGCUGGACGUGGUGUCAGUGGCGGCGAGAAGGAAGUUUAGAUUGGAUUCCAGCAGGGAGCAAGUUGAGUGAACAUUGUGCCCGCCUACUGCUGUUUGUGUCGUUUGUUGCGUGAUAUGCGAUGGCAGCAGAAGGUGGGAAUGCUAUUUUUGUGAAGGGGAGCAAAAGAGAGACAGAGAGAGAGAGAUGGAGAGAGCCAGCAGAAGAUCAAAACAUAAUCGUCAUCAGCAGCAGCAGAAGAAGAAGAGAGAUUAGAUUCUUUGUCAGUAACUAACACACACAGGACAGCAACCCGGCUGGCUACAAUUGUUUAUGUGAAUGAAGGUGUAAGGGGUAAGUGAGUAAGUACCCUUGAUGGCCUGCCUGUUGUCUGUCUAGAGAUAGUGAGUGGUGCACGGAGGAGGAGGAGGAGGAGGAGGAGGAGGAGGAGUUAGCCGUCAUUCUUUGUUGUUGGGGGGAAGGAACCCUACACUACACUACACAUUCUUUUCUUUACGUACAGUCUGUUUUGUUGUGUUGUGUUCACACACAAAUAUUGAUGAUGCUUGCUUGCAUUAUACUAGUAUAUGCUAUGCCUGUGAAAUCAUAUCAUACAAGGCGAGCACCUGGACAGGGUGAUAAUUGACUCUGCUGCAGGGUGCCAGCCAGCAUUGGCAAGCUAUGAAUGCGAAUAUGAAUAUGAAUAUGAGUGAUACU